CUGGAGAUACAGAUGAUCCUCCAAGAAUUACUCAAAAUCCUGUCAUUAAUGGGAAUGUAGCAAUGGCUGAUGGACAUAACAACACUGAAGAAGACAUGGAAGAUGACACAAGUUGGCGAUCAGAAGCAACAUUUCAGUUUACAGUUGAACGCUUCAACAGAUUGAGCGAGUCAGUUCUCAGUCCUCCCUGCUUUGUACGGAAUUUGCCAUGGAAGAUCAUGGUUAUGCCACGACUCUACCCGGACAGACCACACCAAAAAAGUGUAGGAUUCUUCCUUCAGUGCAAUGCAGAAUCUGAUUCCACGUCAUGGUCUUGUCAUGCACAAGCAGUUCUCAAGAUAAUAAACUACAAAGAUGAUGAAAAAUCAUUCAGUCGUCGUAUUAGUCACUUGUUCUUUCAUAAGGAAAAUGACUGGGGCUUUUCCAACUUCAUGGCCUGGAGUGAAGUUACUGAUCCUGAAAAAGGCUUUAUAGAAGAGGACAAAGUUACUUUUGAAGUCUACGUUCAAGCAGAUGCUCCCCACGGGGUUGCGUGGGAUUCAAAGAAGCACACAGGAUAUGUUGGCUUAAAGAACCAGGGAGCAACUUGUUACAUGAACAGUUUGUUACAGACUUUAUUUUUCACAAAUCAACUACGAAAG
This is a messenger RNA of Antrostomus carolinensis (chuck-will's-widow), 641 nucleotides long. Its product is annotated as ubiquitin carboxyl-terminal hydrolase 7-like. The transcript is spliced from 5 exons. The annotation marks the transcript as partial. The record is from RefSeq and is a predicted model, not a curated record. Gene Ontology annotation, molecular function: cysteine-type deubiquitinase activity; protein binding. Lineage: Eukaryota; Metazoa; Chordata; Aves; Caprimulgiformes; Caprimulgidae. Gene Ontology annotation, biological process: protein deubiquitination.